CAACUCGCACCGCCGCUCCUCCCAUCGGUUUUAGAGGGUCUGUCUUUAGUAAAGAGUAGGCAAGUUCUCUCUUCUCACUUCACACCGCGUGUCCUGUCGGCGGGAGAAACGACUACGAAAAUAUCACCAAAGAAUUCCAUUCAAACUUCAUAACCGACCUACCUUGCUUUGCCGCAAUCAUGGAUGCCGCUCUUCGUCAAUCAAAGUCGAUGUGUCCCUUCUUGAAGAAGACUUCGCCUGCGACUCUCCGUUCCCUCUCAACUUCUGCCACAACUCGCCAGGUAUCACCAUGCGGCGGCAGCAUGUCCAACUUGCAGACAAUUGCCCGUCGCUGCCCCGUCAUGGGAAAGGCCCUCGCCAUUCAAACCGCAAAGGUGAGCAACGUGGGAUUAGGAGGUGUGGCGGCCAUUGGAGCCAUCCGCGCCUUCACUGGAAAGUGUGGCAACAAUGGAUCUGGCAAGGCGCGAAUCCAUACAACGCGUGCUCGUGAAGCCAGAGCCAUUGAGGAUACAUUGUAUAAUCGCGAGCGUGGUACGUUGAGUCUGAUGGCAAAACUCCAAUUGUUACCCCGCUAAUCCCUGAAUAGUUCCUCUUCCGCAACACAUCAAACCUCCAGUGGUUCACCAGCCCAACGCACCCAAAUUUGGUUAUGAGGCUUUUUACAAUACUGAAUUGGACAAGAAGCAUAAGGACAAGUCUUACCGCUACUUUAACAACAUCAAUCGCCUCGCUAAGGAAUUUCCCCGCGCCCAUAAAGACAAUAAGAGCGAGAAAGUCACUGUUUGGUGUUCCAAUGAUUACCUCGGUAUGGGUAGAAAUCCUGAGGUUUUGAAGUCGAUGCACGAAACUCUCGAUGAGUACGGCGCUGGAGCCGGUGGUACGCGGAAUAUUUCCGGUCACAACCAACAUGCCGUAAGCCUGGAGAAUACGUUGGCAAAAUUGCAUGCCAAGGACGCGGCAUUGGUUUUUACUUCUUGCUAUGUUGCGAAUGAUGCUACUCUUGCCACAUUGGGAAGCAAAUUGCCAGACUGUGUCAUUUUGUCGGACAGUUUGAACCAUGCCUCAAUGAUACAGGGAAUUCGCCACUCUGGUGCGAAGAAAAUCGUAUUCAAACACAAUGAUCUUGCUGAUCUCGAGGCCAAACUUGCAUCAAUUCCUUCCGAUGUUCCCAAGAUCAUCGCUUGGGAGUCAGUCUACUCUAUGUGUGGCUCGGUUGGUCCAAUUGAGGGAAUAUGUGAUUUAGCCGAGAAAUACGGUGCAAUCACCUUUCUCGAUGAAGUCCAUGCUGUUGGCAUGUACGGACCAAAUGGAGCUGGUGUAGCAGAACAUCUUGAUUAUGAAGCGCAUCUUAAUGGCCGUCCCCGUGGUACGGUCAUGGACCGAGUUGAUAUUAUCACCGGAACUUUGGGUAAAGCGUACGGCUGUGUGGGAGGUUACAUUGCUGGUUCCGCGAAAAUGGUUGAUACCAUUCGCUCCCUUGCACCUGGUUUCAUUUUCACAACUUCUCUCCCACCUGCCACCAUGAAAGGGGCAGAGACAGCAAUCCAAUAUCAAAUGAAGUACCAAGGCGACAGACGAUUGCAACAACUUCACACCCGAGCAGUCAAAGACUCUCUUGCUGAACGCGACAUCCCCGUUAUUCCAAAUCCAAGUCAUAUUAUACCCUUGUUGGUAGGCAACGCCGAACUUGCCAAGAAGGCAUCUGAUUUACUUUUGGAUAAACAUGACAUUUAUGUUCAAUCGAUCAAUUAUCCCACCGUUCCUGUUGGGCAAGAACGUCUCCGUAUAACUCCAACCCCAGGUCACACACGCGAAUUCCGUGAACACCUAGUAUCCGCUCUCGAAUCCGUCUGGACUGAAUUGGGAAUCAAACGUACCAGCGAAUGGGCCAGCCAAGGUGGAUUCAUCGGUGUUGGUGAGCCUGGUGUGAAGGAUCCCGAACCUCUCUGGACUGACGAGCAACUUGGCGUUGACAAGGUCGUUAAGGAGAUGAAAAAGGAUAACAUGGCUCCUGUAGGAAUCAUGGAGGCACUCCUCGAAAGAGAGCGCCAGGAGUCGGCUAGGGCUGUUGGUGCUGCUUAAUUUCCAUCCUGACCUUUUGAUAAAAGGGAUUUGUGAGAGGAAGGGAGCGCUCAUCAGACCCGACGCCACAUUCUUUGGAGCGGGGGAGAUGUGAUUGAUGUUGACAUCAGGACUUCAGGGUAUCUAGCUAGUCGAGAUGAAUUUCAAAAACUAUUGCUGCCCGUGUUUAUCUUAUCCUAUCUAUAUACGGAUAUCCAUUUACUUGAAUUUUUUCUAACGUAUAUUGUAACGAACUCUAUUAG
Hymenoscyphus albidus is the source of this 2324-nucleotide messenger RNA. NCBI's taxonomy places the organism in Eukaryota, Fungi, Ascomycota, Leotiomycetes, Helotiales, Helotiaceae. The record is from the annotation of a GenBank genome assembly.